Messenger RNA from Armigeres subalbatus, 1383 nucleotides. It is a transcript of the gene IPIP, whose product is annotated as sesquipedalian-1. Gene Ontology annotation, cellular component: early endosome; trans-Golgi network; recycling endosome. The transcript has 3 exons. The coding region runs from base 304 to 1161 and encodes 285 amino acids. NCBI's taxonomy places the organism in Eukaryota, Metazoa, Arthropoda, Insecta, Diptera, Culicidae. Gene Ontology annotation, biological process: retrograde transport, endosome to Golgi; endosome organization; receptor recycling. The record is from RefSeq and is a predicted model, not a curated record.
UCGAUUUAUAUAAAAUCUGAGAUAAGUGUAUAGGAACCUUAAUCAAAAUUUUAAAUAAAAAAAGCAAUGAUCUGUGGUUAAAAAUAAAUGUGCUGACAAUACAAAGGCGCUAUCAUUAGCAUAUGUUGUUCGUUAUACAAUCAUAAACAUAUAAAAAUUGAAUCAAAAUGAUACGUCAUCAAUGGUGGUGAGAGAACUCCUGGUUUUGGGUGGAGUUUGUUUAUAUCCCUCAGAAUCCGCAUUGUAAAACAAUACUAAAAAUCCUCGGAAAUAAGAGUGAUUCAUUCAUUAAAACUCACGCCGAUGAUGAAGAUCAACGAGAAGAACCUGUGCAUGUUUGCGACGACGCCCCCGGUGGAUCUCGAGGGAUGGCUCAACAAACGGGGCGAAAUCAACAAAAGUUGGCAGCGGCGGUGGUUCGUGCUGAAGGGCAAUCUGCUGUUCUAUUUCGAGCGCAAGGGCGACCGCGAACCACUGGGGAUGAUCAUCCUGGAAGGGUGUACAGUUGAAUUGGCGGAAGAAGGUGAACAGUACUGUUUCCAGAUUAUGUUCCACGGUGCGAACAACAGGACCUACUAUCUCAGCACAGAAUCGCAAAGCAACAUGGAACAGUGGAUGAAAGCGUUGACCUGCGCCGGCUAUGACUACAUGAAGCUGAUGGUGGCCGAACUGCAGCGGCAGCUGGACGAAAUAGAAGGAUGCAAAGAGAAAACACCGGAGGUGACGCCCCUGCCGGCACCCAAAGCGCCCCCGCGGAGACAGAACCCAUUCAAUCGUCCGCCCCCCGUCGAGUAUGCAUCCAAUGCAGUUUGCGACCCAAGUGCAGCGCUACCGAUGGCAACAUCGCACUUCUCUCCACAAGUAACGAGAAAGGCGCCACCACCACCGGUUCAGCAACCUCCAUCGACGGAAUCGAUCGCCACUAGCACUAGUGCCACCAGCAACAGCUGGAAUCAAACCCAACCUAACAAUGGCACCAACGGCAGUGGAGGCGUGCUAAACGCGGUGGACUUGCUACCCAUCGUCGGAGAUGGGACCGGAACCGUAGAGGAAUAUACCUUCGAGCAAAUGCAUCGACAGCUCGGUGUACCGAUCCUGGCGGACCUGAAGGCACGGAAAAUGGCGAUGGAGAAGAGCGAGCAACCACUCAUCAUGUUCUAGGAGCGCGGUCAGAGCGUGUGAAAGUGCUUGGUUUGUCGUUUGAUUUUGUGUUAUUUCGCUUAGUCUAUUUGUAGCGAUGUUUUAUUUUUGUUUAUUUAAUUUAUGCGAUUAUGUGAUCAAUCUGUGAACAGUUAGGAAAACUAUUUUACAUGACUUAGACUAGUGCAUAGAAACUGCAGUCAAUUAUUGGGUUUCGAAUAGAACGGCAAAGUUUUGAACUUA